Cataglyphis hispanica is the source of this 1942-nucleotide messenger RNA. RefSeq lists its product as uncharacterized. Bases 13 to 1173 code for a protein of 386 amino acids. The record is from RefSeq and is a predicted model, not a curated record. NCBI's taxonomy places the organism in Eukaryota, Metazoa, Arthropoda, Insecta, Hymenoptera, Formicidae. The transcript is spliced from 5 exons.
ACGUUUUUAGACAUGGCGAAGAACAUCGGUAGCAUCCUCCUGCUAACAUUUGUACUAUCGUUUGUACGAGCAGACGAGCACGAACGACGACGAAACACGCCACCGGAAUUAACGCCGGAGUCAGUCGUCAAAACGUCAAGUGAUGAAGAAUCCGAGACGCGAUUCCUCUCCUUCAACCCUGUCACGGCGACUGUCAGUUUAAAUGCAGGGCGCAACAAUGCGCAUUCUGUCAGUCUGGGCGCAAGUCUCGACGGUAUUAGCCUCUCGGAAAGUAACAAUUACAAUCAUCCUACAAGGUAUGGAAUUGAUGGAUCUCCCGUUUCCGUGAGUAAAUCUGCGUCUGUUGCCGCAGGAUUAUCAGGAAUCUCUACGGCAGGCGCGAAAGCUUAUAGCGACGGUAGCAAUGUCAAAACCGAAAGCCAUUCGCACAGUUUCGGUCAAGCAACUGCAACUUCUUUUGGAAUAGUUGAAAAUGGACGUGCGAUUACCGGUGCUGCGUCUUCCGUUGGUGCCUCGCAAUCCUCUGCAACCGGUGGUAAUCGAGAACAAUUCUUCUCGCAAACUGAUGCAGUCAGUGCGCAACAUCCGUAUCGACCGAUAUGGAACAAUGUUGGUCCAAGCAAUGGGCACAAUGAUCAACGUUUUAAUCGACCUACGUUGAUCAUUCGGAAACCAUAUGAUGGAGCACGACCGACAUUGCAUAUCGAUGCGUAUGGCUCAUCCAGACGAGAAGAAAAGCCGACGAUUCAUAUCCACAAAUGGCAACCUGAUCGCCGAAUAUUUUCCCGGCCAGGUCUAACAAUCGAACAUCAACCGCGCGACUCAUGGAAUGAUCGAACUCGUGAAUCGACGAACCUUCGUGAAUAUACUUCACGGAACUCUCAAAGUUGGGAAAGUGCAUCUUCCAAACAUGUUUCUAGUGGUUCUUUCGGUGAAGACAAUUCCAAGGGUACAUCGACCUCGGGACGCCAAGGUGGGAAUUCCAUGACACGGGUCAACGCUCAAGCAAUCGCGUCGUCCGAAGAAGAAUUCUUCCCUAAAGGUGGGAGUGCGCAAAGUCAGAUUAUACCAUUGCAAUACGUCGGAAGCAAAGAUUCUGAGCGAAGACAACCCGACAGUGAUAUAUUAUCUGAUCUCGCGGAGACUAUUGGCGAAUUCUUCGACGUUUUAUGAUAAAAACGAAAAGAAAUGUUAAAAAAAAUUAAUUAUUUAUACAAUUUAUUUUAUAUCAGUUUAAUUUUUGUUCAUUAUAGAUAUUUUUCUUUUCAUUGUGUAAUCAAUCUCAGCGAUCGAUUAAAUUUAUAUCUUGUACGCUUCUCUUCUCUGCAAUAUUUUUCAUCAAUAAUAAAUCAUAAAACUUUAGAUUUGAUAAUAUCGAUAUUAUAUAAUAAUCGAUAUUUUCUUAAAUUUUCAAUAACUGUAUAUAUAUUCUUUUUUGCAAAAAUUUAUUUUAAAUUAAUUUUUUCUGUUCAGCUUCAAUUUAUGUUACUAUUUAUAUUUUCCAUGACAAAAAAAGGAUGAAAUGUCGGAAGUGGCUACAAAUGACAGCACCAAUUGAGUUACGUUAGUAAUUACCAUGCGUGCGAUUCAUGAUGUCAUUUAUUAUUCCUUCUCUCACUUUAAAAUUCUGUGCCCCUCAUCGUGUUUCCCGGAAAAUGAUUCGCGAGAAGAUAAGUUGUAAUGUGAAAAUGUAAACUUCGCAUAAUGCAAGAUCAAAGGAAUCAAAAGAAAAUAAUUUAAUAAACCUUUAGUUUUCUAUGAGAAAUUUAAUAAACGUUGGAUUAUUACAUUCUCCAUUUAGAAAAUAUCCGAAGAAAGUAAAAAUGUAGAAGUGAAAUAUUGAGAACUCUAAAUAUUUUCUGUUCAUGUGCACACAAAUAAUAAAGCUGUUACAUUUCUGCGCCUAUAUCCAUAAUUCAUAUUUUAUAAAAUGCCUGUCACA